GUCUCUCAGUCUGAGAGAGAGCUAUUCCAGGAAAACCAACAGCACGCCAUCCUCCACAAGGUUGUGGUCAUGAGACUCGUGACUCAAUUAACACAAUAAGCAUCGUUCAAUUCGUUUUUCAACCUUCACUUCACUCUCUCUCUCUCUCGAUCCAUACCAGAAUCUUGGGAGUAGUUGAAGUUUUGAUUCAUGGCUCUGAAUUUGCAGGGGAAAUCAGCACCAACUUUUCUUAGGCUCUAGUGGUUUCAUGGAUUAAGCUUAAAGGUAUUUAGAGUCAUGAAGUUUAGGGAAGGGAAUACAGUGGAGCUGUUGAGAACAAAACUGGACCCAUGUGGCUCUUGGUUUACUGGAAAAAUAGUUGAAGUAAAUGGAGAUUGGUAUACUGUUAGGUAUGACUUGCUUCUGAAUCAUGAAGGAGAGCCACUUGUUGAAAAGGUGCACAAGGAUGAUGUUAGGCCUCUACCUCCAUUCACAAGGAAAGAGAGAUGGGUGAAUGGUGAUAUAGCUGAAGUGUUUGAUAUUCAUUCUUGGAGGUUUGGAAAGGUUGCAAAGGUGAUGAAUAAAAAUCGUUUUGUUGUUAGACUGUUCGGCUCUAUCCAGCUUAGAGAGUUUUGUGGGUCUGAUCUUAGGGUUCGACAAGUUUGGCGCAACAACAAGUGGGUGGAAAUUGUGAAGGUUGGUAGGGAUAAGCAAAUGAACAAUAAGGUCACACAAUACAGUUCCAAAUAUUCUCAAGGAUUUUUAGUUUACGAGGACCUGCAACAAGGUAUUCAGGAAGAAACUUACAGCAUAGAAAGAAAUUGGCAGGAUCACAUCAAGACUCUUUACCCUGUGAAUCCUUUAAAGCGUGGUCGCAACUUUCAUUUCAAAUCAUCCCCUCGAGAUGCUGUUGUUGCUAGAGGUCAUAAGAGAGGGAGCGUAACCAGGAAAGAUGGAAGGCAUGACAAGCUGCCCAUUAGAACUCUUCCUCUUCUUGAACAGGUAGAUGUUGUUUCUUCCCCAAAAUCAAAAUUGGGUGAGAAAUGCAUAAAAAAGUCUUCUGAUAUGGCUAUGCAAAAAGAAAAAACAAACAAUUAUUCCUUAUGUUUAUCAUCGGCGCCUGUUCGGGGUACAGAAGAAAGUAACGAAUGCUCAGUUGCUAGUUGUAGUAGUAACGACGUUGGGGAGUUCACUGUUCGAAAUUCCCAAAAACCACCUAGGAUUAUCUGUGAUAGUUAUUUGGAUGAUGUUGAAUCAUCAUGUGACUCUAGGCCCAGGAGAAAAUGUUUACCCUCCUGGAUUGAAGAUGAAGUAGGAGCCAACAUCCAUGAGGUAGAGCUUAAUGCAUAUAAAUCAACCGUGCAGGCUUUGUAUUCUUCUGGUCCUCUAAGUUGGGAGCAGGAGUCGCUCUUAACAAAUCUUCGUCUCUCCCUUCACGUUUCAAAUGAGGAACAUCUACUUUAUCUGAGGCAACUCUUAUCUUCUCAAUGUUUUUGAUCAUCUCGAAUAAUUAUGUUUUCUGACAAGGCUAAAAUUCAAAUCAUCCUAGAAGCUCACCCUUUAACUUCGAAAUGCCCAUCCUGCUUUAGUUGUUAAUUAUGUUAAGGCACAGAGUAAAACCAGGAAUUCUUUAUCAGAUUUGGGUAGAUUUCUCUUAAUUGAUUCUAUGAAACACUCUGGCAGUUUUCUGCUUGCCAUUUCACUGUAUAGAUAUGUAAUUAUUGUCCAAGUGAUCAAAUUUAGUUGACAUUAUUCAGAAAUUUUAUUAUGAGAUCCAUUUUUUCCUUUUUUGUUAAAUUUUUUGAGACAAUGAAGGUGAUCCUCCUUCAGUUCUUGAAAUAAGGUUCCACUCAAUGACUCGUUUA
This is a messenger RNA of Macadamia integrifolia, 1844 nucleotides long. Its product is annotated as DUF724 domain-containing protein 3-like. The record is from RefSeq and is a predicted model, not a curated record. Lineage: Eukaryota; Viridiplantae; Streptophyta; Magnoliopsida; Proteales; Proteaceae. Bases 277 to 1476 code for a protein of 399 amino acids. The transcript has 5 exons.